Rattus rattus (black rat) is the source of this 537-nucleotide messenger RNA. RefSeq names its product cytochrome b-c1 complex subunit 7. The transcript has 4 exons. The coding region runs from base 74 to 409 and encodes 111 amino acids. Lineage: Eukaryota; Metazoa; Chordata; Mammalia; Rodentia; Muridae. The record is from RefSeq and is a predicted model, not a curated record. Gene Ontology annotation, biological process: mitochondrial electron transport, ubiquinol to cytochrome c.
AGGACGCCUGCGCGUGACCCCGGCGCGUCCUCUAGGACUUACCCAGAAGGCAGCGCUCGACUCUUAGGUCAAAAUGGCGGGCCGACCUGCAGUUGCAGCAUCAAGCAAGUGGCUGGAUGGUUUCCGGAAGUGGUAUUAUAAUGCAGCGGGCUUCAAUAAACUGGGGUUAAUGCGAGAUGACACAAUGCAUGAAACUGAAGAUGUAAAAGAAGCCAUAAGAAGGCUGCCUGAGAACCUUUAUAAUGACAGAAUGUUUCGAAUUAAGAGAGCCCUAGACCUGUCUAUGAGGCAUCAGAUCUUGCCUAAGGAUCAGUGGACAAAAUAUGAGGAGGACAAAUUCUACCUUGAACCCUAUCUGAAAGAGGUUAUUCGGGAAAGAAAGGAGAGAGAAGCGUGGGCGAAGAAGUGAUCUUGUAGUUAAGAUCUGUGGGUGCGCCUGGUCUCACCCUAUUUUAUGACGUUUCAACCUGAAUCACAACUUAAGAAUCAUUUGCUCUACAUAUGCCUCACUUUAAAUAAAUGUCUAUUGUAACCGUU